Cannabis sativa is the source of this 4080-nucleotide messenger RNA. RefSeq names its product protein TIC 21, chloroplastic. The transcript is spliced from 4 exons. The record is from RefSeq and is a predicted model, not a curated record. The coding region runs from base 246 to 1136 and encodes 296 amino acids. NCBI's taxonomy places the organism in Eukaryota, Viridiplantae, Streptophyta, Magnoliopsida, Rosales, Cannabaceae.
AUUCUACUGACAAACUUAUAACUAUCACUAACUAUCACUAAUAACUUGAAAGCCCAAAAGCAUAGAGAAGAAACCAUCCUUUCUUGAAAAAGCUAAGCUAAGCUAAGCUCAACAGAUUCACAUUCACCUCCGUCCUCGGAACUGGCUGGGUUCCAACUUCCAACCUCUCUCUCUAUCCUCUCCGCCAUUACUGAAUUCUAACCCCAAAACCCAAACUCUACCCUAACCAAAGCUUCUUUUCCGCUAUGCAAACGCUACUUUUACCGGCGGGUCGUACCGGCUUCUACCCAGCAGCGGCUGACUCCUUCGCUCCAAAUCUUCCCCGACGCUCCGGGAGACCAAUCUACCUCAACAAUCUCAGACUCCCUUCCUCCAAUUCUCUCUUUUCUACCAAGACCAAGACCUUCCACUCUUCGUCUUCGUCUUCGUCGUUUCUUUUAGCACCGCAGCUGCCGGAGAAUAGGAGAACACCUCUGUCGUUCGCUAAUUUGAGGGCCACUUCUUCGUCUACUCCUAUCACUUCCUCAAACGAUGAGUCUGAGAAGGCCAAACUUGCUCAGGUGGCGAAAAGAUUAGAGAACACUUCUAGGUAUUUCAAGAGAUUAGGAGGUUUAGGGUUUUGGGGGCAGCUAGUAUGCACCAUUGUAGCUGCUGUGAUUCUUUCGUUUUCAGUUGUGGUGACUGGCAAGGUCACAUCUCCAGCUACGUUUUAUGCUACUGCUGGUGGGAUUGCAGCUGCUUUCAUUUCGGUAUUUUGGUCAUUCGGUUACAUUCGGCUUUCCGAUAGGCUUCGAAGAACUGCAAAUGAUCCAUCAAAGGCUCCUCCACGGGCUGAAGUUGUGAAAAGCUUGAGAAAUGGCAUAGUAGUGAAUCUACUGGGCAUGGGUGCUGCGAUUCUCGGCAUGCAAGCUACGGUUGGAUUAUUAGUUGCUAAGGCUCUUACUACCUCGGCGAAUCCAUAUUACCAAGGAAUCACUCCUGGUACCAGUCCUGUUCUUGCAUUGGAUGUCUUCUUGGUGCAGGCAUCUGCAAAUACGAUCCUCUCUCAUUUCUUGGGUCUGGUUUUCUCGUUGGAAUUAUUACGCUCAGUGACAUUACCCUCUCCAGAAAAUACCCCUGUGCCAAGACUCGCAUGAGUUCUGAUGCCUCUGUAGAAGAAGAGGUGGUGCUUCACAAAAUUGGAGAAUAGAGGUGACUUGUUUUUGGAAUCUGUGAAUUGUGAAUUGCUUUUCUCAGUAUGGAAAACAUUAGUGAAAAAUAAACAAAGAAAUGCUUUUGGCCGCUAUGUUAGAUGAGAAAUGUCAAAAUUUUAUUUUAUUUGAGAGAACAAGUAAUGAAACAGUUUCAGGCUUUGAGCUUCCUUAGGCAUCUUGCUCUUUGCUCUUUGCUCUUUGUUUUAAUAAACGCUUACUAUGGAUUCUUUUGGUAGAAGUUGGAAAUUCCUAAAGGCAGACGUUUUAGCUAAUGGAUUUUAUAAUUGAUUUGCUGAAAAAAGGGAAAGAAUUUCUUUAUUAUAUUAUCACAUAAGGCAGUAUCCCAAAAAGCUUCACAUACGAUGAGACAUUUCAAUCAUUUUACUACAUAUAUUUUUGUGCAAGAUCAGCAUAUUUGUUUAACAAAUCCAGUGCAAUUAAAACUACAAAGAAAAACACAUACCAAGGCACUAGUAAGUAGUAAAUUCUGCCCCAUUCUCAAAGAUCGAGAUGAACAUGAAAAGAAUAACCUCGAAGUCAAGGGCUAGACUGUAUAUACCAAAAAACUACCCCAUAAAACGAGUCCAAAAGAACCCAAAGGAAAGAAAAAAGAAAUUGGAAACGUUAAUACUGUAGUCAACUCUUGUAAAUCACCAUUCUCCCUUACUCUUUAAUAGGGGUGGAAUUGCACCAGAGAGUAAAAAGGAACCACAAAAAGCCUCAUAUAUGUGGAACACCCAUCUAUAAGGUCCUAAUAUUACUUUGCCUGUCCUGCAUCACAUGAAAAUAUGCACAAGUACAUUGAUAUAUAUAUGUAUCAAUACCAAUACGAUCAACAAAUAGAACUAAAAAUGUAGACUCGAUGUAAGAAAUAUGCAAUCGAAUUGGAUGAACGAGAAACACAUCAUUAGGAGUUAGGACAAGUCAUGGACAUUGUAUCUUGAAUUCCAAGUUUUCCCAUCUCAAUGAUUUGAGUUUGUGCAGUGUGUUACGCCAUAAAAUCAAACUUAAAGCAUAAGCAUCCAAGUUUGAUCAACCAUACCAUAUAAAGGCAUCUUAAAACUGCAUUGUGUAAUAUUGAGCUAAGUUUUUAGACAAUUAGGAGUGCGAAAGUACUCUUGGGCUUUUGGAUUUUUUUCCAAUUUCAGAAGUGGAUGGCAGACACAACAUGACAUUAGGUAGGUUCUCUUAAAAGCAUUUUGCAAGCAAUUUAUGAAAAGUAACCUACACAAGCUAGAAAGUGCAAGCCAUUGGGAAGCAUAAAAUCAAUAUAGUGUAGUCAAUGAGCAAGAGUAAUCGCCAGAAGACAGUGCAUAAGUACUAGAGUCCUAAUGAAAAUUGCCGAGCUGUACAAAUGGUGAGGUUUGACCUUUGAACUAUCAGCACCAACCAGAAAAUGGUAAGGAAAAAAGAAUAGACCGACAAAGAGGUGGUUGCUGUGUGUGUGAGAGAGAGAGAAAAGGAGAUUUUACCUACUGCACCUUCUUUUCCUUAUUAAGUGACAUAGGAAUCUUCUUUAGAACGUUUUCAUCAAUUUUUCUGUACUGUGUCUGAAUCAUCUUAUGUGUUACGCAAAGUUUAUCAUCAAUAUGGUGCUGAUACUUAUCAUACAACACUGGAACUGAAAAACUAAGAAGAACCCCUGCAUUAUAAAAUAAAGAAACAAAAAGAAUGAGAACAUAUUUGGUCAUGUGAAAUCACUUAAUCGCAAACAUUUAUUGGCACAGUAGAAAUCUCACCAACAUAGGCAAGAGUGAGAAAAUUGAAGAAACUUCCAAUAUAAGAUGCCACCCAUAAAACUAAAGCAACCUGCCCAUCCAUAGUAAUAUUGAAAAAGAAAGUUAAGCAAAUAAAACAGCAAAAUUCUGUAUAAUUUGACCAAAUUUGCUGGAGUAAAAAUUCAACUGGGAUGGUAACACCUAACCUGGAAGAACAAUUUCAAAUUUCUACCAAUUGCAAUGUCUCGUGCAAUUAAUAAUGCUUGAUUAACCCAUACCCGCAGUACAUCGGCGGCAAUCACGACAGAGUUUUCAGAAAUUUCUAAAUCAGGAAGAGGAGGCAAAGGUCUGCAAACAGAUUAAAAUCAUCUGUCACUACAAGUAUAGAAUAACUCAUCACCAUCCUGGAAACUUCUGAAGUUUCCUAAGCUUCUAAACUAAUUACAUUUUGUAAUUAUGUCUUCUUAUAAAUGAUGAUUCCCAUCAUCUAAAUCUCAAAAUAAAUCAUCACCCCAUCUUGAAAACUUUAACUUCACACCACGUAAAUUGACGAAUGUCAUUUUAAAAACUACAUGUAUUCAAUAAUCAAUACGAGUAGCUUCUUAUUUCUUCAAACAGAACGAAAAUUCCGGUAAAUUAUUACACGAAUCUAGUAGAGCCAUAACUCAUCUCUGUUAAAUCCACCUUUUUUUUCAGAAACCACGCAAAAGGGAAACUCAUUUCUUAAUCUGCAUUGGUUCUUAUAUAACUUGAAUGCACUCUGAUUUCGCUUAGAACUUCUAGUUAUAGCAAGCUCAAUUAACAUUCACUCUCCCAUCUUUAUUUUUUACUGUCUUCAAAUUUAAAUUGGAUACAUUAGAUAAAUUAUUCGUCAAUAAAUGGUUCCUCAGUUGAAGGAAAUUACUCAAAGAAAAAAUUCCCAUAACCAAAACCACUACAAAUCAGACAAGACAAGAGAUAACCAACUGAAAAUGGAAUCAAGGUGAAAACACUUAACAAAUACCUGUUAAGAAGAGAUGCAGAUUUUGCCCAGAAGAAGAGAAUGACGACAAGUAACAAUAGAACAUUGGCCACAAAAGAUAACGGGUUGUAGCCUGCUCGUUCAAAUAGGAACCAUAACGCCGUUGAUGAAAGUAGUACUGCAACUCCUACGCUCCAUUUCUUCCAUA